AUGACUUCCGGGGCCAAGCUCUCUUACCAGAGGCUGCAAAACGAACCAGAGUUUGACGAAGAAGUACUAGAGAGACAGGUGAAGAGUGCAAAGGCAUGGCUUAAAUUCAAGGCUCUAGCUGGUAGGAGAAGGCGAAAGCUUCAUGUUCCCAGACUGAAGAGAUUCCUCAGAAAAAGAAGCAAGAUUCUGCGUAGCUUCAAGGUCUCGUGGCGAAAAGCUCUGCACAGGCUCGAGAAUGGGCAGAAUCAUCUCAAUGAUCUCUUCGGGGGAAACUUCCUAUUUAUGCACUGCAAUCCCACUCCUUUCAGUUUGAGUCAUGGCCUUCAUAAAUCACCACCGACUUAUUCUAUGGGAAGGAUCUUUUAA
Molecule: messenger RNA, 366 nt
Organism: Prosopis cineraria
Lineage: Eukaryota; Viridiplantae; Streptophyta; Magnoliopsida; Fabales; Fabaceae
Exons: 1
Coding region: 1-366 (121 amino acids)
Source: RefSeq, a predicted model, not a curated record